Petromyzon marinus (sea lamprey) is the source of this 1593-nucleotide messenger RNA. NCBI's taxonomy places the organism in Eukaryota, Metazoa, Chordata, Hyperoartia, Petromyzontiformes, Petromyzontidae. The record is from RefSeq and is a predicted model, not a curated record.
GAUGGUGGUGGUGGCGGCGGCGGCGAUGGUGGUGGCAGCGAUGGUGUCCCACCGUGGUGUGAUGUCGGCAGCCGGUGUGAUGCUGCGGUGCUCACCACGGCGGGGCGACUCCUCUUCCUGCCGGCCAUGGUGAGCGCCGUGCAGCCCCAGGGGACCUGCAUCUGUCUACCUCACCACCACCACCACGCUCCUCACCACCACCACCACCACGCUCCUCACCACCACCACCACGCUCACCACCACCACGACAACGACGACGCUGCUCACCACGACCACCAGCAGGAGGCUGUCUCCAAGUGUCAGGGGGGGUGUGAAGCUGGUGUUGUCUGCCUCCUGUUCCUUGUCCCCGUGUCUCCACGCCUGCGUCCGUGUCCCUACCACCUGGACGGAGUUUGUCUCUAUGAGCAGCGCUGCAGGUUCUCUCAUGGAGAGCUACGUCGAGUCAGAGAUUUGAGAGAGUACACACCCCGGGACAUCUCAUCUCUGUCCGUGUCUUCACCGUGCCUGGCACGGUACACAGAUCACGUCUGGUAUCCCGCUAUCAUCACAGCUAUUGAGGAGGGAGUGUACAGUGUCCGCUACGACUGUGACUCGCUGGGCGAGGGUCACGUGACAGCCGCUGACAUCACAACGCCACCCAAAGACCACUCAACAACAUCAACAACAUCAUCAACAUCAUCAUCAACAUCAUCGUCGUCAGCGGAGUCUGACGAUGAUGAUGGUGAUGGUGAAAGGUUAUUAAGAGUACCGGUGGACUCCACGUCUCUCUCCCCGCCGGCUCUCCCGCUGGCUGUGUGGGAGACUCACACCCGAGGAGUGGCAUCACGACUCAUGGCUAAGAUGGGAUACGUACCAGGGACAGGGCUGGGUCUCCGUGGCGACGGGCGGCUGGAACCGGUUCUGGUCUCGGUGCUGCCCUCGCGGAGGUCCCUUGACUACUGUCGCCACGGCAACGACGGCGGCGACAAGGCCCCCGGCAACGGCCGUGGCCGUUGCCGCGGCAACAACGGCGCCCGUGGCAACAGGGGCGGGGGGGGCAGUGGCCGUGGCAACGGAGGGGGGGGCGGGGGUGGGGGUCAGGGGGGGGCGGGCGACGUCUUUGACUUCCUGAACCAAGCCCUGAACCCCACCCACCGCUCCUCACCCUCACCAGGUGAGCGUACAGUCCGCACUGUGGGUGUGGAGCUGGUGAGGAUCGGUGAGGAGGCGGGGAGAGCUGAGAGAGAAGUCGCCCAACUCACCAGACAGAUGCAGCGCCACGCUGGGGAGAAGGUCACCAACUCCCAUCUGGAGGCCCGGCUGAGUGUUGCUCGCUCCCGAUUGGCCGAGCUGAGGUCACGUGAGGCGAGUCUCAUCCAGCAGCGGAGAAGUCAGCGAGACCUGCACAAGAUGAUCGCCUUCUAAGGGGCGGCGAGACGCGGGGGAUUACUUUUGUAAUCCUCGGGGUCACUUGUGAGACGUGGGGAUUACUUUUGUAAUCCCUGGUCACGUACGCGAUGCGGUGGGAUUACCUUUCAUCCAGCAGCGGAGAAGUCAGCGAGACCUGCACAAGAUGAUCGCCUUCUAAGGGGCGGCGGUGAGACGCGGGGGAUU